AUGCCACCAGGGAACGAGUAUGCAGCGGAGCAGCUGAAGAACCAGGGAAAUGCUCACUUCAAGGACGGAGAUUAUGGCACAGCUGAGACGUUCUAUUCUCAGGCCAUACAGAAGAACUCCAAGAACCCACUGCUCUUUACGAAUCGUGCGAAUGCCAGGCUAAAGUUGGAAAAAUGGGAAGGCGUCAUCGAUGACUGCAUAAGAAGCAUAGAGCUCAUGAAAGAGAAUAUGAAGGCCUUCUUCUACCUAGCCCAGGCCCAGCUUGCCAUCAAUCACCCUAAUGAAGCCUUAUCCUCGGCUCUCAUGGCAUAUGAACUGUGCACCAAUUCUUCUCAGCAGACCUCCAACGCAGCCACCAUAUCAGCACUCGUUUUGAAGGCCAAGAAGGCCAAAUGGGAAAUCAGAGAAAGAGACCGGAUACGCCGCCGUGCAGAUUUACUCUCCGAGUUAGAAGCUAAGCUUGAAGAGGACUACAAGAAAGACGUCCACGAGAUCGAAGACAGAAUAGCCUCAGGGUCGGUGGGAACGAUUGAGGGCCAAGAGGAGAAAGCCGACAGAAAGAAAGAAUACGACGACAAGAUCAACGACCUGCGAACAGCUUUUGCGCUAUCAGAUCCUGAAAACUUGAAACUCAGAGAGGUGCCUGAUUACCUCGUCGAUGGUAUCACGUUUGAGAUCAUGCACGAUCCCGUAGUGACACGGAACGGGCGAAGCUACGAAAGGGCAACGUUGAUCGAGCACUUGAAGAGAAGCCCUACAGAUCCACUGACACGCGAAACGCUCACAAUAGGGGACCUAAGACCCAACAUGGCCCUCAGGGAAGCUUGCACAGAGUUCAUGGAGCGUAACAGUGGUUGGGUAUAUGAUUGCGUAGAUGGAGAGGUCGACGGCGACACGCGGUGGGCUCAUCUCUCAUGUACUUGA
This is a messenger RNA of Aaosphaeria arxii CBS 175.79, 924 nucleotides long. RefSeq names its product U-box-domain-containing protein. Gene Ontology annotation, biological process: positive regulation of proteolysis; cellular response to misfolded protein; proteasome-mediated ubiquitin-dependent protein catabolic process. NCBI's taxonomy places the organism in Eukaryota, Fungi, Ascomycota, Dothideomycetes, Pleosporales. Bases 1 to 924 code for a protein of 307 amino acids. Gene Ontology annotation, cellular component: cytoplasm. Gene Ontology annotation, molecular function: ubiquitin protein ligase activity; protein-folding chaperone binding. The transcript has 3 exons. The record is from RefSeq and is a predicted model, not a curated record.